Molecule: messenger RNA, 20712 nt
Organism: Chrysochloris asiatica (Cape golden mole)
Lineage: Eukaryota; Metazoa; Chordata; Mammalia; Afrosoricida; Chrysochloridae
Gene: SYNE2
Product: spectrin repeat containing, nuclear envelope 2
Exons: 115
Coding region: 52-20712 (6886 amino acids)
Cellular component (GO): membrane
Molecular function (GO): protein binding
Source: RefSeq, a predicted model, not a curated record
UUCACUUUUUUAACUGAGAUGGGCAUGAUAUAAUCUCCACUGACUCAAAGAAUGGCAUCUUGUGCUGUGCCUGCCACCGAAGAUGACCAGGCUUCCUUGGGCAUCGAUGAUCUCCAGAUUUCAUUGCAAGCUGAGCAAGAACAUAUUCAGAAGAAGACCUUCACCUGCUGGAUAAAUUCACAGUUGGCAAAGCGCACUCCCUGUACAUUUGUAUCAGACCUAUUCACAGACAUUAAAAAGGGACAUGUCCUUCUGGACCUGUUAGAAGUCCUUUCAGGACAACAACUGCCUCGUGAUGUAGGAUCUAAUACAUUCCAGCAUAGAAUCAACAUAGAACACGCUCUGACAUUCCUGAAAAAACGAUCUAUCAAGCUAAUAAAUAUUCAUGUUACUGAUAUUAUAGAUGGAAACCCAUCCAUUAUUCUUGGCCUAAUUUGGACAAUUAUUCUGCACUUUCAUAUUGAGAAGCUUGCCAGAACGCUUUCUUGCAAUUACAAUCAACCCUCCAUGGAUAGUGUGAGUGAAGUUGACUCAUCUCCUACCUCAAGUCCUCCAGCGAAGAAAUGUUCCAAAGUCCAAGCAAGAUGGCAGAUGUCUGCAAAGAAGGCUCUUCUCUUGUGGGCUCAGGAACGGUGUGCUGCACAUGAGUCUGUCAGUGUCACAGAUUUUAAGUCGAGCUGGAGAAACGGGAUGGCUUUUUUAGCCGUCAUUCACGCCUUGCGACCAGACUUAAUUGAUUUAAACAGUAUGAAGCAUAAAUCCAACAGAGACAAUUUGAAAGAGGCCUUCAGAAUCGCAGAACAAGAAUUACAGAUCCCCAAAUUGCUGGAACCAGAAGAUGUAGAUGUUACUAAUCCUGAUGAAAAAUCAAUCAUGACCUAUGUGGCACAGUUUCUGAAGUAUUCAAAAGAUGCACCUGGUACUGGAGAGGACACUCAGGGAAAGGUGAAAAAUGCGGCAGUUUGGUUAACUUCACAAGAGGAAAAGUUACAGAAGGCUCUAAAGGAUUCAGAAAAUGAGUCCUACGUUAAAAAGUAUGAGAACCUGCUGUCCUUUUUGGAAUCAUUUAAUGAAGAACAAAAGCCCUUUUUUGACAACUUGUCAUUAAAAAAGAACGUGGAUGAGUUAAAUGAAGAUCAGCACCAGUUGAGAAGAGCUUGGGAUGACUUCAACCACCAGAUUAAUGCAUGGAAAACAACGCUGAAUCGUGCCUUGCCCUCACCCCUCCAUCAGAUUGAAGCUUGGCUGCAGGAGGUAGAGAAUCUCAUAGAUGAAGAUUUGCCAUCCUCCCAAGAUUACUCUGAAGCCAGAAGUCAAACUCAAGAGAAAAUGACUUUAUUCAUGAAUCUGAUGAAGAAAUGUGACUAUCAUUCGAAUACUCUCCUGGCAUUCGAAAAUAAAGAUGAAAAGAAUUUACCAUUGGUACCACCUUACAAACUGGAGGAAAUGAAGAGACGAAUGAACCGCAUCUUGAGGAAAAAAUGCGUCCCACAUUUAGAAAUUCAUAACUCUGUAUGCCCAGUUCUUGGUUUACUAGAUGAAAUGAAAUCAAAAUUGGAUGUUUGGAACAUCAAAUAUGGGAGUAAAGAAUCUGUAGAAUUACUGCUGGAAGACUGGCAUAAAUUUAUUGAAGAAAAAGAGUUCCUAGUUCAACUUGAAACUUCUUUUAAAAAAUGUGAAGAAAUGAAUCCGAAUUUGGGCAGAGAGUGUCCGAAUAUUAGUAAGCAAUCUGUGAUGGUGGAUUAUAAGACUUGUGGGUAUAGAGAAUGUAUAUAUAAUGUGAAGUCCACUUUACAGAAAGUUCUGGCGUCUUGGGCUACUUAUAUGGAACACCUUCGCCUACUUAAGGCUUGUUUUGAGGAGGCAAAAAAGGAACAAAUUAAAGAGAUUCCCUUUGAGACACUAUCCCAGUGGAAUCUGGAACACACUACCUUCAAUGAAGUAGGGAAUUUCUUAAUUGAAGUCAGUAAUGAUGAAGUUGGAUCAUCUAUUUCUAAAGAACUGAGAAGACUGAAUAAAAGGUGGAAAAAGUUUAUUACAAAAACUCAGCUUGACAUGAAACUGCCGCUUAUAAAAAAACAGCUUCAGCCCAGUACGGACAGUUCUGGAAAUACUGAGCAAUCUAAAGAAGAAAAAUUAGCUAUUGAUUUUUCAACAGACAUGUCAAUAAAACUUCCUGAAAAUCACAAUACAAAUGUAAAGGCUGGAGAAGAACAUGAAACAGAAAAUGCAGAGUUCACAGAGCAACUAAAACUGGUUGAAGAGGUUGACAAACUCUCCAGCCAGGUGGGAGUCUGGGAGGCAGAAGCCAAGUCUACUUUGGGUCUUCUUCUUGGUCAAGAUGACGUGGACACACCGACAGAAGAAUCUUUGCAGCAUCUUAUUGCCAAAGGGUCUAUGUAUGAAGAGCUUGUGGCUAGAACUGAAGACACUUUACAAAUGGAUAUACAAAAUAUUUCAAGUCAGGAGUCUCUUCAGCAGGUUCUCACAGCUGGGCUUCAGACAAAGAUUCAAGAAGCUAAAGAGAAAAUCCAGAUCAAUAUGAUAAAUCUAGCGGCAGUGCUGAAGAAUUCAACUGAUGUUUCACCUGAAUUGGAUGUCAGACUGAAGGUGGAAGAAUCACAGAAGGAACUGGAAUCAUACAUUACUAGAGCUGAGCAGUUACUUGGGCAAAAAGAGAGCAAUGGUGGACUCAUUUCAAAAUAUAAGGAGGCACUGAUCAUUUUUAAUUCUAAAAGUCUUGCCAAGUAUUUGAAUGCCGUGGAAGACCUGAAAAAUAAUGUAACUGAGGAUGUAAAAUUGUCUUUGGAAGAAAGGAGUAGAGAUAUCGGUGUAAAAUGGGAGUCUCUCCAUCAUGAAUUGUCUUCAUAUAUUCAACAACUAAAAAUAGACAUUGAAAAAGGAAAACUUAAUGAGACUAUUUCAAAACUUGAAAAACAAAUAAAUAAAGAAAAGAAACGAAUUCGCCGAGGAAGGACCAAGGGUCUCGUAAAGGAACAUGAGGCUUGCUUUUCUGAGGGCAGUCUGUACCAGCUUGAUCAUCACAUGGAAGUCCUGGGGGAGCUGUGCGAAGAACUAACUUCACAGAAGAGUCGACAAGAAAUAAAGAGAGUACUUAAGGAUUAUCAACAAAAGAUAGAGAGACUUAGGAAAUCCGCUUCUGAGAUUCAUAUGGCCCUACAACCUAUGGGAGGCACAUCUAAAACCAAGGGGACCACGAACACCUCUGAGAAUGGAGGAAGAGAUGCCUACAGUGAGGUGCCAUCUGCAAAAUCAGAUAAUCAACUAUCAGCUGAAAAGACAAUGGAACCAAUUGAGAAUUCUAACCUGGAAUCACCAGAGUUAAAGCCUCAUCAUGAAACAAGCAUCACAGAGAAGUCUGAAAAGGAUUAUAAUGCAUCUAUAAAUAGCUUACUAGAGAGAUAUGAUACCCACAGAGAAAAUCUUGAACUACACCUGCAAAACAACAAAUUCAAGAUUACUUCUGACUUCUCUAGUGACAAGGAAAUGAGUAGUGAUUGUUUACAGGAUAAACUAACAGAUCUACAGGUCUUAAAAAAGGUAACUGAUGCUUGCUGUAAAGAAUUUGAAAGCACGUCACUGAAGCUAGAAACUCUUGUGAGUGACCUGAAGAAGCCUGUUAUAGCUCAGGCAAGAGACAAACUGAAGGGAAAAGUAAGGGAGUUUCAAAGGACCCUCAAUGCCAGAGUGGAGUCUUUAGAGACAGCACUGCGGAUUGUGUUACCACUAGAGAAGGAAUCACUUCUUCUCUGCGACUCGGACUUGUUCCUCCAUGAAAUGACCAUUCAGGAAUUUCAUCUGACUGAUGCUAAUAGCAUUAAUCAAAACCUGAAGAACAUCCAAGAAUCCAUAGCGAAACAGAUUGAAAUACUUAACAACUGGGAAAAGUCGGGCAAUUUUGCAUUCAAAGAAUUACACAAAUCUGACCUACAUGCAACUCAGUAUCUUAUACUGAAAUGCAUAGAACAACUUGAAGAAAUGAGCCACAAGGUUCAGAGCAGCGAAGAGGCCCUAAGAAAUCUGGAAGAGUUUUUGGCUUCACUAAGAACAGCUGAACUUUCCAUUGAACUUAGUACAGAGCUUUCAGCUUCAGAUACACAAGUAUUGCCAGAAAAUACUUUGACAACAGAAAACACAGAGGGAAAAAUUCAUCUGAUGAAAGAUAAGGCUAGACGUUUGGAUAAACAUUUGAAGAUGCUUCAUCUAAGCUUUAAAGAUGCUGAGCAGGGGGAACACACCUCCUGUGAAAAGCUUACUGAUGUUUUGUCAACAAAGUUUGGUCUACAUGAGGAACUCUCUGAGGAAAACAAAUUGCUAGAGAUUUGCAUAUUCAAAAACAAUGAACUCCUUAAAAAUGUUCAAGAUGUGCAGAAUCAAAUUAGUAAAAUUGGUCUUAAGGAUCCAACUAUUCCAGCUAUAAAACAAAGGAAAAAAUUGCUGAUCAGAGCAGAAAAGGAGCUAGAUGAAUAUGAAGAAGAGAAGAAACACUUGCAAGAAAUGGCUAAUUCUCUUCCACAAUUCGAAGAUGUCAGAGAAAAAACUUUGAGUCAGCAGUGCCAAAGUACAGUGCUUUUGUGGGAGAAUACAAAGGCUUCAGUCACUGAAUGCCUUGAGCAGUGUGAAAGAGUUUUGGAGCUGUUAAAGCAAUACCAGAAUUUAAAAAAUAUCUUAACAACUUUGAUUCAAAAAGAAGAGAAUGUCCUCUCACUUCAGGCGUCGUACAUGGGAAAGGAGAACCUGAAGAAAAGGGUAACAGCGAUUGAAAUUGUGAAAGAAGAAUUUAAUGAGCAUCUGGAAAAUGUGGACAAGAUAAACCAGAUCUGCAAAAACCUACAAUUUCAUCUAAAUAAAAUGAGAACCUUUGAAGAACCACCUUUUGAAAAAGAGGCUAAUAUUAUUGUUGAUCGGUGGCUUGAUAUAAAUGAGAAGACAGAGGACUACUAUGAAAAUCUCGGUCGAGCUCUGGCUUUGUGGGACAAACUUUUUAGCUUAAAAAAUGUCAUUGAUGAAUGGAUUGAAAAGGUCCUUCAAAAGGUGGAAUUACCACUGACAGAAGAAGAAACAGAAAGACUGAAGGAAGAGUUGCAAGUUGAAGAACAAAAACUUCCAGAAUUUUUUAGAAGAGUGGCUGAGAUACAAUUUCUGCUUCAAACCAGUGAAGUACCUCUUGAGUUGCAGAUGAUGGAGUCUUCGAUUUUGAGCAAAAUGGACCAUGUAAAAAUGAGUUUAACAGGUGAAUCCAACCGCAGUGCUCUCAGUGGCAACACAGAUGAACUAAGAGAAGAUCUUGACCAGGCCAAAACUCAGAUUGGGAUGACUGAAUCCCUCUUAAAUGCCCUGUCUCCUUCGGACAGCUUGGAAAUUUUUACUAAACUAGAGGAAAUACAACAGCAAAUUCUACAGCAAAAGCAGAGUAUGAUAUUACUUGAGAAUCAAAUAGGCUGUUUGACUCCUGAGCUCUCUGAAUUAAAGAAGCAAUAUGAAAGUGUCAGUGAUUUAUUUAAUACCAAAAAAAGUGUUUUGCAAGAUCACUUCUCUAAUUUACUGAAUGAUCACUGCAAGAACUUCAAUGAUUGGCUUGGCAACACUAAAAUGAACCUUAAGGAGUGUUUUGAUUCAUCAGGAACCAAAAAGAGUCUGGAACAAAAGCUGCAAAAACUUUCUGAUUUCUUGACUCUGGAAGGAAGAAACAGUAAAAUACAGCAAGUAGAAACUGUCUUGAAUCAGGUGAAGAAGCAUCUACCCAAAGCAAAUGUUAAGGAUCUUAGCAGUUGGAUCACGAGUCAAGAAUUUGAAUUAGAAAAUAUGGAGUCCAUAUGCCAGGCACGAGCAAAGGAGCUUGAUGACAGCUUACAGCAGCUACUGAGGCUCCAGGAUGACCACAGAAACCUGAGUAAUUGGCUGACUAAUCAAGAAGAGAAAUGGAAAGAACUGGAAGAAUCAAAUGAGAAAAUUGAGUUUUCUUGUCAAGCAAUAGACAGAAAGAGGGAACAAUUUGCAUCUCUAGCCCAGUUGAACAACUCUUUGAAGGAAUAUGGGCUUAGUGAAGAAGAAGAGAUAAUAGCUGAAUCAACACAUUUGCUUGAUAGAUACCAAACAUUAUUGAGACAAUUAUGUGAAAGUGAGGAAGAAGAAAAAUUACAUCCUACUGAGGAUCAGAGCUUUAAUGAUCUUGCUCAUGAUGUAAUUCAUUGGAUAACAGAGAGCAAAGAAUCCCUUAUGGUUUUGAAUUCAUCUGAAGGCAAAAUGCCACUUGAAGAACGAAUCCAAAAAAUAAAGGAAAUCAUUUUACUGAAGCCUGAAGGGGACGCUAAAAUACAGACCAUCAUGAGGCAGGCUGAGAGCAGCAAAAUUCCCAUGGCCCAGAAGACUCUUACUGAUAUCAGGAAUCAGUGGGACAACACACUCCAGUUAGCCAACACGUAUCUAAGCCAUCAAGAAAAACUUCUGCUAGAAGGAGAGAAGUAUUUGCAAAGUAAGGAGGCUCUGAGGUUAAUGCUUACAGAACUAAGGAAGAAGCAAGAAGCGGGCUUUGUGCUACAAAAUGGUUUGCAGGAGAAGAAAGCUCAGUUAAAAAAUUAUAAAAAAUUCCUUCAGAAAGCUCAAGAUUUGACAUCAUUGCUAAAGGAGUUAAAAUCCCAAGGAAAUUACCUCUUGGAGUGCACUAAAAACCCCAACUUUAGUGAAGAACCUUGGAUGGAAAUAAAGCAUCUCCACGAAAGUCUCCUUCAACAACUACAGGAUUCUGUGCAGAAAUUGGAAGGUCAUGUUCAAGAACACCACUCAUACCAAGUUUGUGUCACAGACCUGAAUACCACAUUGGACAAUGUCUCCAAGGAACUUUUAACUUUCUCUGAUAAGCCUGUGGACCAAAGAGCAAUCGAGGAAAAACAGCAGAAAAUACAGGAACUACAGAAUAGACUCAGUUUACAAGACGGUACAUUAGAGGAGAUUGAAGCUUUAGCAGAAUCCAUCAAGCAAAAUACAUCUUCAGUGGGGCAGAAGACGAUUAAGGAUGAUAUAACAGCACUUAGGUGUAAACAAAAAGAUGUGGAAAACAGGCUUGAAUCUGCUAAGCUGGAGACAGAGACUUGUCUCAUUAGCCUGCUCACCUCAAAUAUGCCCAAGUCUACUCCGGACUUAACUGCCAUGGAAAAGUUGAAGGAAGACUGGGAAAUAACCAAGAAUUCAGCUGUGGAAAUGGGUUUGUCAAAACAACUUUCUCUCCAUGUUCAAGAAAGCAUGAAAAAUACUGAAGAUGUGCAGAAAGUCAAUGAGCUGCAAAAUCAACCUUUAGAAUUAGAUAUUAUGUUAAGAAAUGAACAAUUAAAACAGAUAGAGGAAUUAUAUACUGAGUUGGAAGCAAAGAAAGCAGCCAUCAAGCCACUGGAACAAAUGGAAUAUUUCAAUCAAACAGAAGCAACUGCCUUGGUUCCCCACCAUCCAGGACAUUCAGUGCCUGAGUUGGACCGUCUGCUUGAGGCACUCAUUAUCUUAAAGAAAAAUAAAGAAAGCCAAUAUUGUCUCCUUAAAGAUUUUCAGGAUCACCUUGUUGCAAAUGAAUCUUCAUUGAAAGCCUUGUUGACAGAAAAAGAAAGUCUAAAACUGGGAACACUAGACAUUGCAACCUAUCUGGAUAAAAUAAAAAUAAUCCUGGCAUCAAUAGAAAAAGGAAAAGAUUCUUUAAGCAAGGUGAAAAUCAAAUGGGGGAACAUAUCACACCAUCUGACUGACAUGGAUAAGAAGUUACUAGAAAGCCAGAUUAAGCAACUUGAGUAUGGUUGGGAACAAGUGGAACAGAUGAUUCAGAAGAAGCAUUCUCGACAAGUAGUGGAAUAUGACGAAUUUAACUUCCUUAUGAAGAUGAUCCAGGACAUUGAACUUUCUUUACAGCAACUGCAGCAAUGUCUGCAGUUAAGACUGAACUCCCCAGAACAACAGGAAGGGAACCAAAGUGUGGCUACCUGGACCACUGAACUUGAGGCUAUCAAGCAUAGAUUUUCUGCUUUAAAGGGAAGAGCUGACCUUCAGAUGAAAAGGAUCUGGGGAGAAAAAGAAAAGAAGACUUUAGAAGAUGCCAUCAAUAAUUUGCAGAAGCAACUGGAAGCAUUGGAGCCAUUAAACGUAGAGGUGGAAAAUCAGUUCAAGAAGUGUGAAGUAAGGAACAAGAUGAAAGAGAUAAUUUUAUGGGUCAAGAAUCUGUUGGCUGAACACAUUCAUUCAAUUUCCCUUCUUCCGGAUGACAUUCUUGCACAGAUCACAAAAUGCAAGAUGACUCAAGAUGGCAUUCUGGAAAAGCAGCAAGUGGUAGAGUCUUUGGGUGAAGAAAUCAAAGAUAAUAUUCCUCACCUUUCUACACAUGAAACUAAUGAUUUAAAUAACCUCCUACAGGAUUUGCAGAAUCAAUACCAAAUGCUAGUUUUAGAAUCUGUGCAAAGGUCACAGCAACUAGAAUUUAAACUGGAAGAAAGGAGAAAAUUUUUUGCAGAAAUAGAGAAGGUUCAACUUUUGCUUCAAGGAAAUGAAGUAUUGCUAAUUCCUAAGGUGGAAACCACUCCCACAGAAGUAGAGCUAGAACAUCAGCAUGCCACUUUGAAGACCUCUCAGGAAGAAUUGCAAGAAAUUGAAAGUGUCAUCUCAACAUAUCUUCAGGAACUAGAAGAUUUCUCUAAGGAUCUGAAUGUAUUUGAAAGAUUAUUUCUGGCUGAUCAGUUGAAAAAUCUUAACACUAGAAUCAAUAGAACACAAAGAUUUAUUCAGAAUAAAAGCGAUGAAGUAGAAUACAAGAUACAUUUUUACAGAGAACUUCAGGAAAAAACAUCAGGGCUUCAGAAAGAGGUUGACAGUAUACAGCACAAUGAACUACUCCUUAAUCAAGAAAUAAAUCAAGAUGUUAAAGAGGAGUUCUAUCAUCUUAAAGACCAACUUGCUGUUGUUCAGUCCAGUAUCAUGCAAGUAUUAAAACUCAAAGAAAUGUUUGAUUUUCUAAGACUCAACUGGGAUUUUUCUCAACUUGACCAACUACAAAACCAGGUAUCUGAAAAAAAAAAGGAACUGGAAGAAAGAAUUAAGCAGUUGUGCUUACUUGAAGCAGAGCAGGGCAAAUAUCAAAUGUCUCUUAGUAAAAUGCGGGCUCUGGAUUCAAAACUUAAAAAUGAGGCAGAAGCAGUUCUAAAACUUUUCAGUGCUUCACCAGAAAGCAGUCUGGUCAGGGUCCAAAUUUUGAAUCAGAAAAUUGAGAAAGCCAAGUCCUUAUAUCAUGAGACAAUAAAGAAAUUAAGUGAAAAUCAGACCUUUGAUGAAUCAUUCAAAGAGAAAGAAAUACUGCAAAUAAACCUGUUAGCAGAAGAAAAUGACAAGUUACACAAAGUUCUCCAAAACAUGGUACUAGAAUUGCAACCAAAAGAAAUAGAUGAAAAGAGUUUUCAGAAUAAGCUAGAAAGUUCCUUACAGGUUUUUAAUCAGAUCAAAUCUCAGUUACAGCAGCCUUUUCUUAGCAAUUUGAAAAUUAAACAUAUUCAAAAUGAAAAGGAUAAUUGUGAAGCAUUUCAAGAACAAAUUCAGGCUGAAGUUUUUAGCAUUGAAACUGUGACUGUCAUUGAUAAACAGAGGGAAAAAGAAAGCGCUUCAGAAGUUUGUGAUUUGGCGACAAAAUUAAAUGAUUUUGAAGAUCUUCAAGUGGAGCUUACCACAAGCCUUGUUUCGCGCACAAAUGUCUUGAAUGAUGCUUAUGAAAAUUUGACACAGUAUAAUGAAGCAGUUACCAGGGCAGUAGGGAUUGUCACUGCCCUUGAAGCCUUCAUUACGUCCCACAGAGUGGACCUUAAUAAUCCAGAAAGAUUGCUAGAGAUGCUUCAUUGCAAACAUGAGGAAUUUGAAUCUACAGUAGCAGGCAUCCAGGACCUCAGUGAGAAAUUGAGGAUGAUAGCCAGCCCCGAAGCCAAACAACAACUUCAGAUUACUUUACAAGAAUUAAUUUCUAAGGACUCAGCCAUGAGGGAGGCAGCCAAAGUGGAGAAGGCUGAAAUGGAAAGGUGUCUUGAGAAUUACAGAUGCUAUAGAAAACUUAAACUGAAAAUUUGCACUGACUUAAGCAAAAUGGGGAAAGAUCUUGGGGAGUUCAUGUCCCAGUUACCAGUGUCUUACAAAGAAGCUCUUGAGCGCUUGGAACAGAGCAAGGCUUUGGCAUCAAAUCUCCUUUCAACUAAAGAAGACUUAAUGAAACUACGGCAGGUCCUCAGACACUUAAGACCCACGUGCACAAAAAAUGAUGGCAUGGGUUUGCUCAGAACUGUGUCUACCCUGUGGGAGAAAUGGUUGCAUUUGCUGGAAGAUGCUAAGGAUUGGGAGAUGUGGUGUGAAGCACUAAAGCAGAAAUGGAAAUUUGUCAGUGAAGAAAUUGAACGAGAAGCAAUUAUUUUAGAUCAUCUCCAAGAAGAACUACCUGAACUUUCUAAAACAAAAGAGGCAGCCACCACAGAGGAACUCUCUGAGUUGCUUGCUUGUUUAUGCCAAUUUGAAGAAAAUGUGGAGAAACAGCAACUGUUACUGACCCUAUUUUCUCAGCGUAUGAAAAGCAUCCAGAACAUUCCUAAUGAUAUGGGUGCAAUGGAAACAAUUCCAGCAUUUCAAGAGAUUGUGUCCAUGCAAGAACGGUGUAUCAAACUUUUUCAGAAAGCUCAGAAAAAUAAGGAGUUGGUGCAGACUGAAAUCCAAGAGAGACAUUCCUUAAAAAAAGAAAUAAUGACUCUGAAGAAUUUGUUUCAAAAAACCAUGACUUCUUUCAAGACUGCAGAAUUACAGGAUCACCCAGAAGAGACAGAACAAUUUGAGGAGCUUCAAAGCAUUUUUAAGAAAGGGAAGCUAACUUUUGAGGGUAUUAUGGAAAAACUGCGAAUCAAGUAUUCUGAAAUGUAUACCAUAGUUCCUGCAGAGAUUGAGUCCCAGAUGGAAGAGUGCCGGAAAGCUUUACAAGACAUAGAUGAGAAGAUUAGCAAUGAAGUCUUAAAAAGCUCACCAUCACAAGCAAUGAGUAGAAAAAUAAACGAAAUUAACAAGGGACUUCAUAAUGUUGAAAAAAUGUUGCAGCAGAAAAGCAAAAACAUUGAGAAAGCUCAAGAAAUUCAAAAGAAAAUGUGGGAUGAGCUCGAUCUCUGGCAUUCUAAGUUAAAUGAGCUGGAUUCUGAAGUACAGGACAUUGUUGAACAGGACCCAGGACAAGCCCAAGAAUGGAUGGAUAAUUUGAUGAUUCCCUUCCAGCAGUAUCAGCAAGUGUCACAAAGAGCAGAAGCUAGAACCUCACAGUUAAAUAAGGCCACAAUUAAGAUGGAGGAAUAUAAUGACCUUUUGAAGAACAUUAAGGCUUGGAUAGAAAAUACCAGUCAUUUGCUGGCCAAUCCUGCUGACUAUGAUUCUUCAAAGAUGCUGAGUCAGCAUGCUAGCACCCUGCAGAUGGCUUUGGAAGAUUCAGAACAGAAGCACAAUCUUUUAUAUUCAAUUUUCUCAGAUCUAGAAGAUUUGUCAAUAAUUUUUGAAACAGAUGACUUGGCACAGUCCACACAGCUGUUAAGCAGUCAAGUAACAACUUUACAACAAAAAAUCAUGGAAAGCCUUCCGCAGAUUCAGCAAAUGGCUGACGAUGUGGUUGCUAUUGAAACUGAAGUAAAAUCAAUGGAGAAGAAAGUUUUAAAAAUCAAAACUAUCCUGUCAUCUAAAGAAAUAUUUGAUUUUUCACCUGAAGAAAAUCUUAAGCAUGGGGAGGUCAUACUUGAAAAUAUACGUCCCAUGAAGAAAACCAUUGCAGAGAUCAUGUCUUACCAAGCAGAACUGAGGUUACCUCAGAAAGGCAUGAAACCUCUGCCUGUGUUUCAGCGAACAAAUCAGCUUUUACAAGAUAUAAAACUGUUGGAAAAUGUGACUCAAGAACAGAACGAAUUAUUAAAGAUAGUCAUAAAACAGCUUAAUGAAUGUGAUGAAGAAAUAGAACAUUUGAAAGAGAUCUUAAAUAAUUAUUCAACUAAGUUCUCCCUUGAACAUAUGUCACUAGACCAAGCUGCCAAUCUGCCACAAGUACAGAGAGAAAUGAACCAUAUGGAAGAGCAAAUUCUGAGUCUAAACCAGAAAAAAGAAGACCUAUUGGUGAACUUGAAGGCUGCGGUACUAAACCUUCAUCAGCAUCUGAAGCAAGAACAAGAAGAAUUAGAAAAAGAAAUGCUGUCAGCUGCAGUACCAGAAGAGGGUGGAGUGGUCGAGAGGGAUGUUUCUGAGUGGAGGCUGAACAGAAGGGGCUCCAUGUCUCUCCUGCCCGCCGUUGUGGAAGAGGCUGAGGAAGGCUCCGUGAAGAGUGAAAAUGGAGAUAAGAAAGCAGAGCCACCUGCCAGGUCUUGGUCUUUACUCUGGGAGCAUGACAAGGACAAGGAGGAAGACAGAACAUCCUCAUCUUCUGGAACCAUCAUUCAGAAGGCAGAUGGGAGAAUAAGCACAUGUGAUGAGUCCAUGGCACAAAUUCUUGCACCAGAUACACUCAGCACUGAGCAAAACCCAGAAUUUUCCUUAAACCCCAACCAACCCAAAGAGGGUGCCACACCUCCUAUCAAGUCUGUAUCUCCAUGGUUUCCUGGUGAUCAAGGAGCUUUUGAGGCUGGGGUGGAGAGAACAAGGCCCAAGCCUGCUGAGGUCCUCCAUGUCUGCAAGACCCAGGUAGCCGAGCUGGAGCAGUGGCUGGACCAAGCCAACGUGGCAUUCGAGCCGGAAACAUUAAACCCAGGCAUGCAGCAGGUGGUGGAACAGCAGCUGGUCGGGUGCCAGACUAUGCUAACAGAGAUCGAGCACAAAGUAGCUUCUCUGUUGGAGAGCUGCAAAGACCAGGGCCUGGGGGACAGAGGAGCCACUCAACAAGAAGCUGAAGCCCUCUCCUUGAAACUAAAGACUGUGAAAUGCAAUUUGGAAAAAGUCCAGAUGAUGCUUCAGGAGAAAUACAAUGAGGAUCAGAAUUCUACCAUUGUAAAGAAACCUUCAGAACAUAAAAAAGUUCUCCAGCCAGAUAACCUCUCCGCAUUCGAAGCUAUUGUAACUGAAAGGCCACAAUUUAGUAGACAAAAAGAUUUCCAGCAGCAACAGGUCCUGGAGUUAAAACCAGUGGAGCAGAAAGAUUUAAUCAAAUUCAUAGAAUUUAAUGUAACAAAAAUGUUGCCUCAGUGUUCCCAAGAACAUAAAGAUCCAACUCAGGACUCAUCUUUGAGCAAUAAGGCAUCUAGCUCCAAAGAUGGUGCUCCAGAUGUGGUCUUGACAGCCCAGGGCCAAAGUGGAGAUAAAUGGCAAUAUUUACAACAUGAAUUAUCCUCAAAAAUACGGCUUCCUUCACCUCAGCUUGUGGAGCCUCAGGUUACCACAAAUAUGAGUAUUCUACCCAGCGUGGGCAUGUAUAACUUUAGGUACCCAACAACUGAAGAAUUGCAAACCUAUACCACUCAACUUGAAGAUUUGCGUCAAGAAGCAAAUAAUCUCCAGACACAGGAAAACAUGACAGAAGAAACAUACAUAAAUUUGGAUAAGAAAUUAUUUGAAUUACUCCUGGGUCUCAGUCAGUGCCUCAGCAGUGUGGGGGAGAUGCUACAAACCCCUACACUUUUCAGAGGGGAUACGUAUGCCCAGAAAGUGCACUAUGAGGCUCUGGCUCUUGAGUUGAAGAAACUUUAUUUAGCUCUGAAUGACAAGAAGGGUGAGCUUUUGAAAGCUGUGACUUUUCCUGGCAAGAACACCAGCUUGUUCCUUGACUGUUUUGAUAACCUCCAGAUGUGCCUGGAGCACACCCAGGCUUCUGCUACCUCUCGAAGCAAGUCCCUGAAAGCCGGCCUCGACUAUCACCACAGUUACCAGAAUGAAAUAAAGCGAUUAUAUGAUCAAUUUAACAAGGAUAAAACGUCUUUACAACAGUCUUUGAAUGAAAUUAACAACCAAAGUGUUGAUGAGCAGCUGCAGAAAGUCGAUGUGCAUACAGCGGAACUGUAUCACUCUGAGAGCCGAGUGGCAAAAUUAAGAGAUGAAGGAGAGCGCCUUUAUUUGCCAUACAGUUUACUCCAAGAAGUUUAUAAAUUAGAGGAUGUCCUUGACAGUAUGUGGGGAUUCUUAAGAGCGAGGUACUUAGAACUCAGCAACCCUUUCAUCACUGACAUUCAGCAAGAUGCUUUGUGGCAAGGCCUGGUGGAAUUGGUGAAUAUUGGAAAGGAAAAACUUGCUCAUGACAACUUACCACAACCCAAAAGUAAAGAUGCUUUACAGGCCCGGAUAGAAAAUCACAAGGUUUUCUUCCAAAAGCUUGUUGCUGACAUGUUCUUGAUCCAAACAUAUUCCACCAAGAAGUUUCCUUCAUUAUUGCAAAAGAAGGAGAAAUUCUGGGCAGACCAAGUAAAAGAAGUUCAGUUACUAGAGGAGAAGUCACACCAGUAUGGCAUGAAGCUGCAGAGUGUGUUGCAGAAAUGGGAAGACUUUGAUGAAAACUAUGCAUCUCUUGAAAAGGACCUGGAAAUUCUUAUUUCUACAUUGCCCUCUGUGAGUUUGGUGGAAGAGACAGAGGAAAGAUUAAUAGAAAGGAUUUCCUUAUACCAGCAAAUAAAAAGAAACAUUGAUGAAAAACAUGCUCGGCUAUACCAGACUCUGAAUGUAGGUAAGCAGCUAGUGACAUCUGUGAACUGUCCUGAAUUAGAAGGCCAGAUUUCAAAACUGGAAGAUCAGUGGUUGUCAGUAAACAAAAGGAUUGACAAUGAACUACAUAGACUUCAGACACUUCUCAAGCAUCUUCUCAGCUAUAACAAAGAUUCGGAUGAGUUAGCCAAGUGGUUGGAAUCUUCUCAACAAACACUGAAUUACUGGAAAGAACAGUCCCUCAAUGUGUCCCAGGACUUGGACACAAUCAGAAGCAACAUAAACAACUUUUUUGAAUUCUCAAAGGAAGUUGAUGCAAAGUCCUCUUUGAAGACAGCAGUUUUAAGUACUGGAAACCAACUUCUUCACCUGAAAGAAGCUGAUACUGCUACUCUGAGAGCCUCUUUAGCACAGUUUGAACAAAAGUGGACAAUGCUCAUAACUCAACUUCCCGAUAUUCAAGAAAAACUUCACCAGCUUCAGAUGGAGAAAUUGCCAUCUCGUAAAGCAAUCACAGAAAUGAUUAGCUGGAUGAACAAUGUAGAGCUUCAAACUGCAAAUGAAGAGACCAUGCAUUCACCAAGUUCCACAUCUCAAGUUAAAAAUCUUCUUCUCAAGUACAAGGAGUUCAGAAUGGAAAUGGACUAUAAGCAAUGGAUGGUUGACUUUGUUAACCAGUCGCUACUUCAGCUAAGCACUUGUGACGUAGAAAGUAAGCGCUAUGAGAGGACGGAAUUUGCGGAGCACCUGGGAGAGUUGAACCGCCAGUGGCACCGGUUACAUGGAUCACUAAAUAGAAAGAUACAACAUCUCGAACAACUUUUGGAAAAUAUCAUUGAGAAUGAGAACAAAAUACAGCUCUUGAACAACUGGAUGGAAGCUCAAGAAGAGAGACUCAAGAGUUUACAAAAGCCUGGAAGUGUGAUCUCAGUCCAGAGGACCCUCCUGGACUGUCAGGAUAUAGAAAAUCAACUUGCAAUUAAAUCCAAAGCCCUGGAUGAGCUGAGACAAAGUUCCCUGACUUUGGAGAGUAGCACAAUGCCAAUACUAGAGGAUACAGCAUCCACAAUUGAUGGCUUGUUUCAAAAGAGAAGCAACGUUCUCCAUCAGGUCAGUCAGCUCAAAGCCUCCAUGCAAUCAGCUCUACAGGAGUGGAAGGUUUAUGCUAAACUCUGUGAUGAAGUAGACAUGAUGACAAUCCGGUUCUGCUACCUCAUGGAGCACAGCAAGCCUGAAGCUUUGUCAUUGGAGGCCUUGACGUACCAGGUGCAGAACCUUCAGACUCUUCAAGAUGAAGCUGAGAGCAGUGAAGGAAGUUGGGAGAAACUCUGGGAUGUUAUUGGUAGACUCAAAACUUACUGCCCCUCUGUUGCUGAAAUAAUUGAAGAGAAAUGCCAAAAUACUCAGACAAGAUGGACCCAAGUAAACCAAGCCAUUGCAGACCAGUUACAGAGGGCCCAAAGUCAGCUGCAGCUCUGGACGGCAUACAGCAGUGCUCAUGCUGAAGCCACAGCUAGGUUGGAGCAGCAGGAAGCCAAGUAUCAGCAGCUCACAAGCAUCAACAUGUCUGGAAACAACCUGGCGGAAAUCCUCACACCAGCCCUGCAAGACAUAAAGGAGCUGCAGCAUGAUGUACAGGACACAAAAGAAGCCUUUCUCCAAAACACCAGUCUCCUGGAGCGACUCCCAAAAUCCUCUGCAGAGUCCAGCCCCCUUGCACUCCUCUCUGGUCAGUCUCACUCCCUUCAGAGGGCUGCUUAUUUGGAACAGAUGCUACACGUGAAAGCAAAUGAAUUUGAGUUUGUUCUUUCACAGUUUAAGGAUUUUGAGAACCGCUUGGAGUCUCUAAAGGGUCUUAUUAUGCAUGAAGAAGAGAAUUUGGAAAAGCUCUAUCAGAAAGAAAAAGAAGAAGAUCCGGAGUCGAUUCUGACUCAUGUGCUGGCGCUGACAGUCCAGUCACCUGAUAUUGAACGUUUGAAUGAAGUCAGCCUCAGGCUGCCGCUUAGUGACAUAGCUGUGAAGACAUUACAAAGUGUGAACCGGCAGUGGAUCCGGGUCACAGCAACAGCACUGGAACGCUGCAGUGAGCUUCAGGGAAUUGGAUUGAAUGAAAACUUUCUGCAUUGCUAUGAAAAAUGGGCCCAGCUUCUGGAGAAGAUAGAAGAGAAGCUGAAAGUCAACAUUGCCAACAAUCUUCCAGCUCUCCUGGAACAGCAGAAAUCAUAUGAGAUGUUAGAAGCUGAAGUUUCUAUAAACCAGACAAUUGCUGAUUCUUUUGUCACCCAGUCCUUACAACUCCUGGAUACGACAGAAAUGGAGAUGAGACCGGAGUUUGUUUCAAAAUUCACAAUGCUGAAGGACCAGUGGCAAAAUGCUGCCCAGAGGGUUCAGCAGAAGAAGGGUGAUAUCAACGGGCUGGUGAGGCAGUGGCAAUACUUCAAUGCCUCCGUGGAGGAUCUGCUCCGCUUCCUCACAGACACCAGCCACUUGCUGUCUGCAGUGAGGAGCCAGGAUUGCUAUAGUCUCUACCAAACCAGAAGUCUGAUCCCUGAGCUCAAGAAUAAAGAAAUUUCUUUUCAGAGAAGGAAAACAACCUAUUCACUCACCAUGGAAGCUGGGGAAAAGUUACUGAGCACAAGGAACCUGGAAACAAAAGAGUCAAUUGCCAAGAAAAUCAGACAGCUGCAGGACAGCUGGGAAGAUACAGAGCUUCAGGUGAAAGAAACAGUUAGAUGGUUGGAGAGCACCAUAGAGACUUGGGAGCAGUGUGAAAAGAAAAUCAAGGAGUUGAAAAGCAGGCUGCAAGUUUUAAAGGCAAAAACUCAAGAUCCUCUCCCAGAGCUUCAUGAGGAUCUCCAACAAGAAAUGGAGCUGAUUAAGGAACUAGAGAAGUCUUUGGCUAACUGGACUCAGAACUUGAAAGAACUUCCCACUAUGAAGGCUGACCUAACCCAGCGCAUUCUUAUGGAGGACGUGAUGAUUUUGAAGGAGCAAAUAGAGCAUUUGCACAGACAAUGGGAGGACCUCUGCUUAAGAGUGGCUCUCCGCAAACAGGAGAUCGAAGACAAACUCAAUUCAUGGGUUGUGUUCAAUGAAAAGAAUAAAGACUUGUGUGCAUGGCUGGUGCAGAUGGAAAACAAAGUUCUCCAGACAGCUGAUAUUAGUCUUGAAGAAAUGAUUGAAAAGUUACAGAAGGAUUGCAUGGAAGAAAUUAACCUGUUUAGUGAAAACAAGAUCCAGUUAAAGCAAAUGGGUGACCAGUUGAUCAAGGCAAGCAACAAGACAAGAGCAGCUGAGAUUGAUGACAAGUUCAACAAAAUUAAUGACCGUUGGCAACAUCUUUUUGAUGUCAUUGGAUCAAGGGUGAAGAAACUGAAGGAGACCUUUGCAUUUAUUCAGCAGUUAGACAAAAACAUGAGCAACCUUCGCACCUGGUUGGCUCGAAUUGAGUCUGAGCUCUCUAAGCCUGUUGUUUAUGAUGUCUGUGAUGAUCAAGAAAUCCAGAAGAGGCUUGCUGAACAGCAGGACCUGCAACGAGAUAUUGAACAACACAGUGCAGGGGUGGAAUCGGUGUUUAACAUCUGUGAUGUUCUCUUGCACGACUCUGAUGCCUGUGCAAAUGAGACCGAGUGUGACUCAAUACAGCAGACCACCAGGAGCCUCGACAGACGCUGGCGGAACAUCUGUGCCAUGUCAAUGGAACGGCGAAUGAAAAUUGAAGAGACGUGGCGCCUGUGGCAGAAGUUUCUAGAUGAUUAUUCCCGCUUUGAAGACUGGCUUGAGUCGGCUGAGAGGACGGCGGCCUACCCGAAUUCCUCGGAGGUGUUGUACACCAUUGCCAAAGAAGAACUGAAGAGAUGUGAGGCAUUUCAGCGGCAGAUCCAUGAGCGGCUCACUCAGCUGGAGCUCAUCAACAAGCAGUACCGUCGGCUGGCCCGGGAGAACCGCACGGACACAGCCAGCAAACUGAAGCAGAUGGUCCACGAGGGCAACCAGCGCUGGGACAACCUGCAGAAGCGGGUGGCGGCCGUACUGCGGAGACUCAGACAUUUCACCAACCAGAGGGAGGAAUUUGAGGGGACCAGGGAGAGCAUUCUGGUUUGGCUGACCGAAAUGGACCUGCAGCUGACUAACGUGGAGCACUUCUCUGAGAGCGAUGCUGACGACAAGAUGCGCCAGCUGAAUGGUUUCCAACAGGAAAUUACAUUAAAUACCAACAAGAUUGAUCAGCUCAUAGUGUUUGGAGAGCAGCUCAUUCAAAAGAGUGAGCCCCUAGACGCAGUGCUGAUUGAAGACGAGCUGGAGGAACUCCACCGAUACUGUCAGGAGGUGUUCGGCAGGGUCUCCCGAUUCCACCGGAGGCUGACCUCCCACCAUCCGGCCUUGGAAGAUGAGAAGGAAGCCUCUGAGAAUGAAACAGACAUGGAAGACUCCAGAGAGCUCCCGAGUGACUCGUGGUGUAAGAGGGCUGGUAGUGAAGAGCCCUCAUCUCUGCAGUCUCUCUGCCACCUGAUGCCCCCGGCACCGGGCCACGAACGGUCUGGCUGUGAGACCCCUGUCAGCGUGGACUCCAUCCCUCUGGAAUGGGAUCACACAGGUGAUGUGGGGGGCUCCUCCUCUCAUGAAGACGACGAGGAGGGUCCCUACUACAGUGCACUGUCAGAUGUAGAAAUCCCUGAAAAUCCUGAGGCCUAUCUUAAAAUGACCACAAAAACUUUGAAAGCGUCUUCUGGUAAAUCCAUUUCUGAUGGCCACUCAUGGCAUGUUCCUGACAGCCCUUCCUGUCUGAAGCAUCGCUACAAACCAAUGGAAGGUGACAGGAAUGUACCACCCCUCCCUUCAGAUUCUAGCACCCCUUACAAGGCAGCCUACGGAAAGCUGCUAUUACCUCCAGGCAAAGAAGGCCCGAGUGUCUUAGACAGCAGCAGCCCCCAGGGGGGAGACAAAGGGCUGGCUGGGCUAACUGGGCAGCAAGCAGGUGCCUUUGACAGAUGGGAGCUGAUCCAACCGCAAGAACUUCAUGGCAAGCUCAGAAUCAAACAAGAUUUGCAGCAGCUGAACUCUGAUAUCAGCAGCAUCACCACUUGGCUGAGAAACACUGAAGCCGAACUAGAAACAUUAAAGAUGGCAACACCCCCUUCUAAUAUCCAGGAGAUGGGGCUCAGGGUGAAGAGGCUGAUGGAUUUCUUAAAAGCCUUUGACACCUACCAGGCCUUAGUGGUCUCUGUCAAUGCAAGCAGCAAGGAAUUUCUGCAGUCGGAGAACACUGAGCCCACAGAGCUCCAAGACAGACUCCGCCAGCUGAGCCUGCACUGGGAGGCGGUGCGGGGGGCCGUGGACAGCUGGAGAGACGGCUUGCGGCAGUGGCUCAUGCAGUACCAGGACUUCCACGAUUUGAGUCAGAGUCUGCUCCUGUGGCUAGCAAGUGCUGAGAACCGGAGGCGGGAGGCUCAUGUCACCGAUCCAAAGGCAGAUCCCCAGCUUCUCCUGGAGCAACAGCAAGCACUAGUGCAACUUGAAAAGGAGCUCCUGGAACAUCAACCUCAAGUAGAAUCCUUACAGGAGAUUUCAGCCAACCUUCUCAAAGGGCAUGGAGAAGACUAUAUUGAGGCUGAAGAGAAAGUGCAUGUUAUUGGGAAGAAGUUCAAACAAUUAUUGGAAGAAGUGUCCCAGGACUUAAUGUUCUUGCAGGGAAGCCAGAACCCAGGCCCAUCUCUGCCUGAAUUUGAUGGAGAUGACUCUAGGAGCCAGCCUCCGGCAGCGUCCAGACCAGCUACCCAAGCGAAGUUGGGAUCCCAGAGAACUACAGAAGGCCAGGACAAGAUGGAGAGCAGGGUGCCCGGGCCCGGCAGCUCGCGGCCGCAGCGCUCCUUCCUGUCGCGCGUGUUCAGGGUGGCGCUGCCCCUACAGCUGCUGCUCCUGCUGCUGCUGCUCUUGGCCUGCCUCCUGCCCUCCUCCGAAGAGGACUACAGCUGCACCCAGGCCAACAACUUCGCCAGGUCCUUUUACCCCAUGCUGCGGUAUACCAACGGGCCACCUCCCACAUAG